Triticum aestivum (bread wheat) is the source of this 1322-nucleotide messenger RNA. RefSeq lists its product as uncharacterized. The transcript has 4 exons. Bases 424 to 1125 code for a protein of 233 amino acids. Lineage: Eukaryota; Viridiplantae; Streptophyta; Magnoliopsida; Poales; Poaceae. The record is from RefSeq and is a predicted model, not a curated record.
GAAAGAAAGAAAGAAAAUGUGGUGGUGAGCGUCCCCGCUGCGUCUGCCACCACGCAUCCAUCCAUCCUUGAGUUUGGUCUGCUCACUGGUGUGGCUGUGGGUGUGGCGUCACGCAAGCCUACCAAAAAGCUAAACUUGGGGAUUUCCUCCUCUUCUCCUCUUCUGAACUUUCCUUCUCGCCCUCUACCUCCUCUGAAGCAAUCGACCGAGCAUCUCCUCCUCCUCCUCUUCUUCUUCUUCUUCUUCUUCUUCUUCUUCUUAAGCAGUGGUGCUCGCGCCAACUCUGCCGGCCGGCCGGACGCACGGGGAUUUGAUCUGAAAAAGCUUCCGAGACAGACCGGACAAGUCGAUCGAUCCAUCCAUCCUGAUCCUGGGGUUGUCCUGUCCAGUCGUGGUGAUCGAUCGAUCGAUCGGUCGAGCUCCAUGAUGAAUGUGCUCUCCAGCGGCAACCCCCAGAACCUUCGCAUAAUCCAUCACCACCAUCAACACGACAUUUUAUUAUGUCCACGGCGGAGCAGCUCGUCCCAGCUCGCACUCAUCGCAAAUCCUCCUAGCCGCACCAGGAGGCCAUCUUCCGGCUCCUUCCGCCGCGGCGCCGUCGUCCCGGUCAGGGCCGUCGCCGACGGCGGCGGCGAAUCCAGCAGCGGCAAAGACGACGACGACGACGACGACCAAGAGAAGAAGCGAAGAAAAGACGACGAGGAGGGGACGUCGUCGUCGUCGGCGUCGUCGAGGCGGAACCGGGAGGAGCUGGAGCGGCUGGUGGGGGCGCCGGGCGACGACGGCUUCAGCGGGCUCGACCUGGCCACGCUCAUCCGGAAGCGCUACGGGCGGAGCUACGACGUGACGCUCAUCCGCAAGGAGUUCAUGGGGCGGAACCUGCUGGCGAUGAACGUGAUGUGGAAGUACCGGGAGCAGCGCUCCUUCCCGCUGACGGAGGAGGAGUACCUGCUCCGCCUGGACGACGUGGCCAACACGCUCCGCUCCUGGGGCGCCGUCGCCCACGUCCGCAACUCCCUCGAGACCACCAAGGACCGCCCCCGCAUCGGCAAGGCCGUCAGCAUCUUCAUCGACGUCGACUCCGCCGGCGGCGGCAACCGCUCCGACGAAUGGAUCUACAAGUGAACUAACAUAAUCCUGAAUUCAAGACCAUAUAUGCGUGAAGCAGACUACAUUGCGUACACAUGCUCGUAUAGCCGGACCAAAUGAUUCCUGCGCAGCACAGCAAAUUAUUCUCACGCAGCCUACAUGCUGAAUUAUGAAAUCAAACAAUCGGUUGAUUCAAUCCUUUAAAUGAGCAGUACAAAGGCAACAAACAUAUA